AUGUCACCAAACUUCUUUGGAUGCACAUUCACUUCCUCCAACCAUACUACUUGUUCAGACCCCUCUUCUGCUUGCCCUCUUGCUACAAGUCAGCUUGAUCUGGCCCACUACCUUCAAGGAAAUAGGUUAACUUGCAUUGUGGGAGCCCAGCUGGUCCAGUUCAGUGGGGUAACGUAUGUGGAUGGCCAGCUCGCUACUUACUACGACAGCCAGACGAGGCGGGCCCAGCCUCGCAUCUCAUGGAUGAAGAAUGUGGAGAAGUACUAUCCUCAGUUCUGGGAUAUAAACACUUGGAGAUUUCAGAGCAGUGAGCAGAGGUUCAGAAGGGACCUGGUGAAUCUGCAAAAACAUUACAACCAGACCAGAGGCUUUCACACCUGGCAGUUGGCGUGUGGCUGCGAGAUCCACGAAGACGGCCGGAGAGAAGGUUAUUGCCAGUACGGCUACGACGGGAAGGACUUCCUCUCCUUCGACAAGGAGACGCUCACCUGGACGGCAGCAGAUGUGCCGGCCCAGUUUACCAAGCGGAAGUGGGAGGUUGACGUCACUUGGUCUCGUCAUUUGAAGUUCUACCUGGAGGAGGAGUGCCCUGAUUGGCUGCCGAAACUCUUGGAGUGUGGAAAGGAGGAGCUGCUCAGGAAAGACCCUCCAACGGUGAAAGUUACACGCAUGGCAGGUCAGGAUGAGCUGGAAACUCUCAUCUGCCAGGCCUAUGGCUUCUACCCCAAGGAGAUCGACACCACCUGGAGGAAGGACAGGGAGGUCUUGGAGCAGGAGACUAUCCGCAGGGAUGUGGCACCCAACUCAGACGGGACGUACUACGCCUGGCUCAGCAUCCGGAUAGACCCCGAGGACAAGGACCACUACUGGUGCCACGUGGAGCAUGAUGGUGUUCUGGAGCCUCUAGACGUGGCUUUCAGGGAGCCUGGUUCCUCAUCUCAUUCCAUGGAUGGCAUGUACAGUGCAUUGUGGGAGCCCAGCCAAGGACUGGUCCAGUUCAGUGGGGUAACGUAUGUGGAUGGCCAGCUCGCUACUUACUACGACAGCCAGACGAGGCGGGCCCAGCCUCGCAUCUCAUGGAUGAAGAAUGUGGAGAAGUACUAUCCUCAGUUCUGGGAUAUAAACACUUGGAGAUUUCAGAGCAGCGAGCAGAGGUUCAGAAGGGACCUGCAGAAUCUGCAAAAACACUACAACCAGACCAGAGGCUUUCACACUUGGCAGUUGGCGUGUGGCUGCGAGAUCCACGAAGACGGCCGGAGAGAAGGUUAUUGCCAGUACGGCUAUGACGGGAAGGACUUCCUCUCCUUCGACAAGGAGACGCUCACCUGGACGUCAGCAGAUGUGCCGGCCCAGUUUACCAAGCGGAAGUGGGAGGUUGACGUCACUUGGUCUCAUCAUUUGAAGUUCUACCUGGAGGAGGAGUGCUCUGAUUGGCUGCCGAAACUCUUGGAGUGUGGAAAGGAGGAGCUGCAGAGGAAAGACCCUCCAACGGUGAAAGUUACACUCAUGGCAGGUCAUGAUGGGCUGGAAACUCUCAUCUGCCAGGCCUACGGCUUCUACCCCAAGGAGAUCGACACCACCUGGAGGAAGGACAGGGAGGUCUUGGAGCAGGAGACUAUCCGCAGGGAUGUGGCACCCAACUCAGACGGGACGUACUACGCCUGGCUCAGCAUCCGGAUAGACCCCGAGGACAAGGACCACUACUGGUGCCACGUAGAGCAUGAUGGUCUUCUGGAGCCUCUAGAUGUGGCUUUCAGGGAGCCUGAAUUUUCCCAGGGAUCGAUAUAA
Rhineura floridana is the source of this 1788-nucleotide messenger RNA. RefSeq names its product MHC class I-like protein MILL2. The coding region runs from base 1 to 1788 and encodes 595 amino acids. NCBI's taxonomy places the organism in Eukaryota, Metazoa, Chordata, Lepidosauria, Squamata, Rhineuridae. Gene Ontology annotation, cellular component: external side of plasma membrane. The transcript is spliced from 3 exons. The record is from RefSeq and is a predicted model, not a curated record. Gene Ontology annotation, biological process: immune response.